CAAGCUCCGCCCACCCCUUCGGCAACUUCCGGCUCUCGUCGGCAAUCUCCGGCAGCGGAGGGGGCGGAGCUUCAGGCCUCGAUGAACCCACAUUGGAAGAGGCCACAACCCAGUUCAGGAGGACCCUGGGGCGGCUCAUAGAGCAGAACGUGAGAGACCAGAAGCUCUAUGCUGAGCUCCAUUGGGCCCUACAAGAGAUCAAGGAUGACUUCGAGAGGCUCAUGAGGCGCUUCCAGAAGCGAGCCUUUUGCAUCAACCCCUGUGGGCGGAUGGAGGUUGUGUGGAUCGAGUGCAUCUCCUGCAAUGUCACCUUGUUCAUGUGUGACCGGGGGGUGAAGUGUGGGGAGCGCUCCCUGCUGGUGCCGCAGGGGGAGCAGCUGCUCCUGGACUGUGGCCUCAGCUGGCACCGAACAUCCUAUGGGAGCAAGAGAUACAGAUUGUACCGGAUACUGGGAUCGGGAAUGGGAGUUACUGGUAACAGUGGGAUCCGGGAUUGGGAUCAGGAUCAGAGCUGGGAUCAGAACCGGGAUCGGAGCCGGGAUCGGGAAUGGGAUCCGGGAGUUACUGGUAACAGUGGGAUCUGGGAUCGGGAUCAGGAUCAGGUCUGGGAUUGGGAUCCAGGAAUCAUUGGGAUCCGGGAGUUACCGGACCAGGACCAGGACCAGGAUCAGGAUCAGGACUGGGACCAGGACCAGGAUCAGGUCCAGGACCAGGAUCAGGUCUAG
Melopsittacus undulatus (budgerigar) is the source of this 725-nucleotide messenger RNA. It is a transcript of the gene IZUMO1, whose product is annotated as izumo sperm-oocyte fusion 1. Gene Ontology annotation, cellular component: plasma membrane; acrosomal membrane. The record is from RefSeq and is a predicted model, not a curated record. Lineage: Eukaryota; Metazoa; Chordata; Aves; Psittaciformes; Psittaculidae. Gene Ontology annotation, molecular function: protein binding involved in heterotypic cell-cell adhesion; signaling receptor binding. Gene Ontology annotation, biological process: heterotypic cell-cell adhesion; fusion of sperm to egg plasma membrane involved in single fertilization; sperm-egg recognition. The transcript is spliced from 8 exons. Bases 222 to 725 code for a protein of 167 amino acids.